ACACAAGUCCGUAUGCAUUGGACACACUCACACUUUCCAGAGGACUUCUAGAUCAGAAGAGGCAGAGAUCUGAAUCACCAGCCCAGAGAGGAGAGGAGAGGAGAGAGGCUGACCAGCCAGCAGCUACAACAACACGCAGAUACCGAGCAUCAGUCACAGAGAUAAAGCAAGGGCGAGGGAUACAACGCAUUCUUUUUGUUUAAGAUACUGAUCAGAAAGUCGAGAUGGCAGCAGACGAGACAACAAGCUUGUUGGAGGAGGGAGAGGCCAAUGUGGAGCAGGCCAACGGAGGACCAGACAGCCCAGCAGACAGGGAGUCCCCCAGGUCACGUGGCAAGAUGGUGCGUGUUGAACUGGAGUGGGAGAUCCCCAUGUCUCUGUCACUGCCUAUCCAGGUGGAGCCCGACGCGGCACACCAGCCUUUUCCCUUCCUGGACACAACACUGGCCGACCUGGGCAUCCAAGAGUCAGAGGUGAAGGAGAGGGUGGUGUGGGUCGACACCAAGAAGACCCAGGUUAAGAACAAAGCAGGGAAGCUGAAGGAGAAAGAGAUCACCAUCCUGGAGGUGAGAGUGAAAGCCCAGAAGCCGGGAGACAAACAGCUCCAGGAGGUCCUGUACAGCACUGAGGCACACACUGACCGCUCCUUCUGUCGUACAGGAAUGGCUAUCCUGCCCUGGAAACACAGGAGUACAGGGGAGAAUGGACUGACACCGGUGCAGAUGACUAUGGCGUUGGACAUGGAAAACCAGCAGCCUGACUCCACUGAGGCCCAGGGACAACGGGAGAUCUGAGGAGUCGCCAUCAUCCAAAACAGAAUGCAGAUUUAAUUUGAAUCCACAAGCUAGCCAUUAAGGCUAACAUAGAGGUUCAACUAGUCCACAGCAAAGCACAUUUUUUAACUCCAUUUUGAUUCCAAGAUGCAAGUUUGCAUUUAUUUAGAGGAUUCAAACUAAGUGUCGUCGGUUUCUCUUUCUAGUGAGGCGAGGUUAAAUGGCUUGACAUUAACUGCAUGCCGAAACUUGCCAGCGUUGUAGCAUCAUGUUACUUUUUUGUAGCAUUUGUAAAAAAAAUAUCUCUUGCAUUUGUCAAAUAUGUGUUGUAGGAUACUGUUGAGUAGUUUUUGAUAGGCUGAGCAGAAAUAGCAUGGAUAGAGACGGACUGGUUACUCAGGCUGGGCUGCUUUAAGCAUUAACAGUGUAUUUAGGGUAAAGUAAGUGCUGUUUUUUUUUUUUUUUUUUUAAUAACAACUACAUGUGGUGUAUUAGCUUUAGUAUGUCCAGACAGUCAGGGACCUUUGGGGUUCUUAUUGUUGUAUAUCAGCCAGAGUACACGCAACACACCGCUGCAGUUUGCCAUUUAGAGAAAGCCCUUUGUAAGCAGCAGAUACAUCUCUGAGUAAGGCAACGCUAAGAGAAAACACAUA
Sander lucioperca (pikeperch) is the source of this 1426-nucleotide messenger RNA. RefSeq lists its product as uncharacterized. Bases 225 to 794 code for a protein of 189 amino acids. The record is from RefSeq and is a predicted model, not a curated record. The transcript is spliced from 4 exons. Lineage: Eukaryota; Metazoa; Chordata; Actinopteri; Perciformes; Percidae.